AUGGAAAUAGAAAUUACGGCACACAGCGUAUGCCACACGAUAACGUUACUGGACGUCCCGCGUUGGAACGACCCUAGGAUCGAAGCUGUGCUUAGAUGCCACUACGCAAAACAAUCCCUAGACCCUCCAUUACACUCAGUCAAGUGGUAUCGAGGAACGCACGAGAUCUUCAGAUAUACACCACAAGAGUACGAAACAAGAGCUUUCAAUAGUAGCGGGGUCUCCAUUACGAAUAGUUCCUGCGAUUCGAUGGCGUGUGUGAUCCAGAUCAAACCGGAAGCUGGCACAGCAAAGUACACUUGCGAAGUGUCAAGUGAAGGUCCAAGGUUCGCUGUAGAUAAGAAAUCUGCUAAUAUGACUUUAGCGGUGUUACCAGAGUAUGAGCCACUCAUUACUGGUCUACCAACAUUCGUGAAUGCGGGAGAGCAAGCAUUCGUCAACUGCACGUCAGACUACUCCCUACCUGCUGCCACGAUAGAUUGGUUCGUGGAUGCUGAACCGCAAGAGGAUCCAGUGAUAACAGGAGAGACGCACGUCUCAGGAGCAGACGGGGAUGGUCUUCGGGCUUCUUGGAGAACCCUCCACGUGUUCCCUGACGACUAUUCCACACAUCGUGGGUACUUAGCGUUGGAAUGUCGCGCGACUUUACCCACAAGGCCACCCCACAUACGCAGUAUGGCUGUCAGGCUGUACGUGGCUGGCCGGCCGCACAUAUCAUCUUAUAUGUUAAGUAAAAAUAAUGCUGUUGCAAAGAGUGCUGCUUCAAAAUUACGAAAUGAAUUUUUUAUAUGGACGUUUUUCCUACUGUCGAGACGAGUAGUGCCUUGUUUG
Messenger RNA from Brenthis ino (lesser marbled fritillary), 831 nucleotides. Lineage: Eukaryota; Metazoa; Arthropoda; Insecta; Lepidoptera; Nymphalidae. The record is from the annotation of a GenBank genome assembly.